This is a messenger RNA of Closterium sp. Naga37s-1, 624 nucleotides long. NCBI's taxonomy places the organism in Eukaryota, Viridiplantae, Streptophyta, Zygnematophyceae, Desmidiales, Closteriaceae. The record is from the annotation of a GenBank genome assembly.
AUGAUCCGCAUGCAUAUUUUGAGUCGACUAGCAUACGCAGCCAAACAACCCGCCUUCCCUGUCGUCCUCUCAUCAUCAUCGCAAGAACCUCACAAUAGCCCGCCCUCCCUGUCGCUUGGUUUACAGGUUCGCAAACUCGACAGGCUGCUCGUGGCUCUAGUGGAGCAGCCUGUAGCGGGGAUGACAGAAGAGGCGGCAGCAGCAGUGGCGGCGGCGGCAGCAGCAGCAGCAGGGGCUUCAAAGAGCCGAGCGAUUGCCAAAGCCCAGGAGGUAAGCGGAUCUGCUCUCAAGAGGAAGCGCAAGCUAGAGCAAGUGAAGGGGGCACUGACUGAAGUGAUCGUCAAUCCCAACUGCUCAGCUCACCUCAAGGUCGGCAAGAUGAGGUUCCUCUUGCCCCUCCAGCUUUCCCUCCCCCUCCUGCUUUCCCUCUCGCUCCACCAUUCCCCACCCCACCUCGUCUUCCACUCUGCAGUUCAACAGGUUGCCUGCUACAGCCACCGCAACCCACCGCACCGAACUCCCUGCUACAGCUGCCGUACCCCACUGCACCAAACUCCCUGCUACAUCCGCCGCACCCUGCUGUGUCAUCGCCGUUCCAUUCACGCUCCUCCUGCUCUCCAGUAA